AAAACCGCGGUCACACUGCUUGCGAAAAGGCCAUUCAUUUUUGCGAUUUCAUAUUAUUUUGUAAAACUCUCAAUAACUGUUGAACAACGCGCAAUCCAGUGGCAUCAUUUAGUUUAAACAAAGGCUAGCAAAGAACUAAAAUCAAAAUGGAAGUAACCGAUGCAAACUUGCAACUUCUGGCCGGUUAUUUGCAGCAGACGCUCAGCGCCGAUCCAAACGUACGCCGGCCGGCUGAAAAGCUGCUAGAGUCUACCGAACUGCAGCAAAACUAUCCAGUGCUGCUGCUGAAUCUCAUCGACAAGUCGCAAAUGGACAUGACCACGCGUAUAGCCGGCGCCAUUGCAUUUAAAAACUAUGUGAAACGGAAUUGGGCAGCGCAUGAGGACACCGAUGGGCCGGAUCGCAUUCACGAAAGUGAUCGCAAUACCAUCAAGUCUCUGAUUGUCACUCUUAUGCUGCACUCCCCCGUGGCGCUGCAGAAACAGCUGAGCGACGCCGUGAGCAUCAUUGGCAAGCAUGAUUUCCCGAAAAAAUGGCCGCAAAUGAUCGACGAGAUGGUGCAAAGGUUCGCCUCGGGCGAUUUCAAUGUGAUCAAUGGCGUCCUACAAACGGCACAUUCGCUGUUCAAGCGCUAUCGAUUCGAAUUCAAAUCGCAAGCCCUGUGGGAGGAGAUCAAGUUCGUGCUGGACCGCAUGGCGCAGCCGCUCACAGACCUACUGCAGGCCACCAUGCAGCUGACCAAAGUGCACGAGAACAACAUGGAGGCGUUGAAGGUCAUCUACGGGUCAUUGGUGCUGGUCAACAAGGUGUUUUUCUCGCUCAACUCGCAGGAUCUGCCCGAGUUCUUUGAGGACAACAUGAACACCUGGAUGGGUGCAUUCAUCCAGCAGCUGGCCGUCAAUGUCCCAGCUCUGAGCAGAGACGAUGACGAUGAUCCCGGUGUGCUGGAGUUUCUGCGCUCGCAAGUCUGCGAGAAUAUCUGUCUGUAUGCGAAGAAGUACGAUGAGGAAUUUAAGCCGUUCAUGGAGCAAUUCGUGACUGCAGUCUGGGAAUUGCUGGUCAAAACCAGCCUCAAUACUAAAAACGAUUCGCUGGUGUCGAAUGCCUUGCAAUUUAUCACCGUGGUUGCUGAGCGAAAGAAUUAUCAGGGCAUAUUUGAAAAUCCUGAGAUUCUGGCACGCAUUUGCGAGAAAGUUGUCAUUCCCAAUCUGGACAUUCGGCCCUCCGAUGAGGAACUGUUUGAAGACAGUCCCGAAGAGUAUAUUCGUCGGGAUAUUGAGGGCUCGGACGUUGAUACCCGCCGCCGUGCUGCCUGUGAUCUCGUAAAGACUUUGUCCCUCAACUAUGAGCAAAAGAUCUUUGGCAUUUUUAGUCAGUAUCUGGAGAUCUUGCUGGCCAAGUACAAGGAGAAUCCCGCGGCCAAUUGGCGUUCAAAAGACACUGCCAUCUAUCUGGUCACCUCGUGGGCAUCGCGAGGCGGAACCAAGAAGCAUGGCAUCACACAGACCUCAGAUUUGGUGCCGCUGCCAGAGUUCUGUGCCACGCAGAUAAUACCAGAGCUAGAGAGACUCAAUAUCAAUGAGAUACCUGUGCUUAAGGCAGCAGCUAUCAAGUAUAUCAUGGUCUUCCGCAGCAUUUUGGGUCCCCAGGUGCUGGCCAAUUGCCUGCCGCAGCUCAUACGCCAUCUGCCCGCCGAAAGCAUUGUGGUUCACAGCUAUGCCGCCUGUUCCGUGGAGAAGAUUCUGGCCAUGCGCGAUGCCAGCAAUGGGAUUGUGUUUGGCCCACAAGUACUGGCGCCACAUGUGAAUUCACUGAUUAGCGGACUUUUUGCAACACUCGCGAUGCCCGGAGCAUCAGAGAAUGAAUUUGUGAUGAAGGCAAUUAUGCGAAGCUUCUUUGUGCUACAGGGCGCUUCUAUGCCUUUCAUGGGAGUGGCUCUGCCACGCCUCACUGAGAUCCUAACCCAAGUGGCCAAGAAUCCAUCACGUCCGCAUUUUAAUCAUUAUCUCUUCGAAACGCUGGCGCUGUCCAUAAAAAUCGUCUGCCAGGCAGAUGCCUCGGCUGUCAGCUCUUUCGAGGAGGCUUUGUUCCCAGUUUUCCAGGGCAUACUGCAGCAGGAUAUUGUCGAGUUUAUGCCCUACGUCUUUCAGAUGCUGUCAGUUUUGCUGGAAGUGCGCGAGGGCAGCGGCUCCAUUCCAGAGCCUUACUGGGCGCUGUUUCCUUGCCUGCUAUCGCCCGCCCUGUGGGAUCGAACAGGCAAUGUGACGCCUCUGAUUCGGCUCAUCUGUGCCUUUGUGAAGCAGGGUGCUGCCCAGAUUCAGGCCAUGGGAAAACUGAACGGCAUUUUGGGCAUCUUCCAAAAAAUGAUUGCCUCGAAGGCCAACGACCACGAAGGCUUCUACUUGCUGCAGAAUCUUCUCUCCUAUUAUCCGGCCGCUGAAAUGCAAUCGAGCAUGCGUCAGAUCUUUGGGCUGCUCUUCCAGCGACUGUCGCUGUCGAAGACGCCCAAAUACAUCUCCGGCAUCAUAGUGUUCUUCUGCUUCUAUGUGAUCAAGGCCGAUGGAAGUCAUCUGGCAAAGCUUAUAGACGAAAUCCAACCCAACAUGUUCGGCAUGCUGUUGGAGCGCAUUUUUAUCACGGAUCUGCAGAAGGUCGUCAAGGAGCUGGAUCGCAAAAUGGUGGCCGUGGGUGUGACCAAACUUCUAACCGAAACCCCGGAAAUGGUUUUGCCUCAAUAUGCCCAAUUCUGGCCGAGACUGCUCCACGCCUUAAUCGACAUGUUUGAGCAUCCGCUGGAGUCUUUGAAGGGCAUUGAGGGUGGUGAGAUUGUUGGCGGUGUGGCCGAAGAUCCCGAUGCGGGCUAUCAAGUGGCCUUUGCCCAGCUCACCCAUGCCCAGCCCAAGCAGCAGGAUCACCUGGCCGAAAUUACCGAUGCCCGACAAUUUCUGGUCAAUGCACUGUCCAAGUACUCGCAGAAGCGACCGGGAGAGCUGACCAACCUGUUGGGCCCCCUCGAACAGGACUACAAACAGAUCUUGCAGAAAUACUGUGAUCAAGCCGGCGUACGCAUUGUCUGAGGAAUGAAAGAAUGAUGACCCGCAAUUUAAUCGCCAAUCACGAAUCACACCUCGCCAUACAUUCGCAUACCUUUCUACAUAUAUUUUUACAUGCAACAGAAGAGCUGUCCUUUUCUUCACUCAAUCAAUCACUCCCUCAUGCUGUUUAUGUGUCGACCAUGAAAUUGUUUUCUUUUAUAUGUUAUAGUGUACUUGUCCGAACAAUAAACAGUUACGUUAUGCAUAUGCAGUGGAGAGACUUAA
Molecule: messenger RNA, 3320 nt
Organism: Drosophila subobscura
Lineage: Eukaryota; Metazoa; Arthropoda; Insecta; Diptera; Drosophilidae
Gene: Cse1
Product: exportin-2
Exons: 7
Coding region: 147-3077 (976 amino acids)
Biological process (GO): protein export from nucleus; protein import into nucleus
Cellular component (GO): cytosol; nuclear envelope
Molecular function (GO): nuclear export signal receptor activity; small GTPase binding
Source: RefSeq, a predicted model, not a curated record